UGAUAAUAUAAGCAGCGCUCAUGGCUUGCACAAAGACGUGCGGUUCGCAGUGCAUUCGUCGAGCUACUAAUCACACUUGAUAUAAUCAUUGGUAGUUAUUUAUACUAGGGCACUUACAUGAAAACGCUGAGCCCUACCAGCGCGCCUCUGCCACGCUCCUGAGCUCACAUGAAUUACUUGGACAUCCUGACUCAAGUCUCAUCCGCCAGGCCAGGCGCGAAUGAUUCCGAAGGAGUAAACAUGCAAUGGCCUCUCUGAGCGCAGAGGGCUGUGUGUGGAGGCCGAAGGAGCUCGGCGGACGCUUGUAUUUAUUUCUGCUCUUGAGUUCUUGAGCAGAUUUCUUGAGCAAAGAGUAUGCCAAAGUCACAGAGCACAGUCAGCUCGUUCUCGAGCGCUCCGAGCCGGGACUCUGUUGUGAGCCGGUUGGACCAUGAGCGCGGAGCACUGGACCUGGGUGACUGGGGCCAGGGCUUUAUGGUGGGCGUCUUUGGUGUCUUGUUUACAAUCGUCAAGGAGCGCUACAACACUGGCAUACGGUGGCUGCUGCUCAAGAUUGCAUUGGAUUUCCUGCAGCUAUUCACCGUCGUUUUCAAACCCAGCGAUGGCUGGGUCAUCAAGCAGGACCUGUGGCUUUGGAAGAUUCUCCGGAUGCUGCAAUUCGAAGACUUCAUUAAGCCACGGGGCUACACGAUCUUCCUCGUGGCGCUGUACACGAUGAUUGGGCUGCUGGUGUUCGCGCUGGCGCUGUCAGCGUGGGUGGCCUGGUGCUUCCAGCAGCGCAGCUUCCCGGCUGUCUGGCCCAUCAAGCUGCUGCGUGUGUACGCCAACGUGUUCUACCAGAUCCUGGACGUCGCCACUCUUACGCUGCUGCAGCUGCCGUUCGAUUGUCAAUGGCUGGGCUACCCGCAGGCUGUGCGCAACCGCCUGACUCUGUUCCCCUCCGUGGUCUGCACCAGCGUGCAACACCUGCCCCACAUGCUUGUAGCGGGCGCGGCUCUGGUCGUGUAUCUGGUCACCGCCUGUCUCAACCUAAUGGCCGACUUCGAACUGAACCCCACCACACGCAACCUUUACGCGACCGCCAACUCCACUGUAGAGGUGCGGGCGUUCUGCAUCAAGUUCCUGAUGACAGUGGUGAACUACGCCAUCGGCUGGGGCAAGAUGCAGGACGUGCUGCUGCUCAUGUGCUCGCUGUACCUCACCUGGGUCUACCUGAAAUGGCAACCCCACCUGUUCGGUGGUGUCAACCACAUGCGAGUCGGCCUCAACGCGGCCAUCGCGAUGGUGUCGCUGGGCGGAUGCAUCCUCAAGUUCAACAUGCACAGGAGCCACGAGUUCCGGAAGGACGUGACUACCAUCAUGUUGGCGCUCAUGGGCCCGGUGGCGCUGGUGGGCGCCGCUGUCUCUUACCUGCGCCUCAACCUGUGGGCACAGUUCGUGCUGAUGCGCUACCGCACCGCGCCGCCCGGGCAGAAGGCACGGCGCAUCUACAAGUUCCAGGACGCACGAGAGGUGGAGAUUGUGGCCCGCGUGUGCCGCAAGUGGACGGACCAGCACUACGAGGUGUUGGACCGGGCGGCGGUGAAGGAGGCGGAGAUUGUGAUCAAGGGCGGCAUGCAGCUCUUCCCCACAAACGCCUUCAUGGCCAUCACCUACGUCAAUUUCCUGAUCGACGUGCUGGAGAGCACGCAGACCGGCAACAGCCAGCUGACAGCCGCAAAGAAGCUCAACCCCACACUGAUGGAGCGGUUCGCCAUCUUCACACGCGAGCAGGAGUACAUGCAACGCUCCGCUGGCGCCAAGUCAGGCGAGAGCUCUGUGGAUCUGGUGUCGUAUGUUGAGUACCAGCGCAGCCACAAGGCCGUGAUGCGCGCUCACCGCGCUGCGCUGGUUGCCAUCCGGCACUUCUGGCAGCUGCUGCUGCACAACACCGUGGCGUUCACCUCGCUGGCCAAGGCGCUCCACCGCAUUGAGAAGUCCGUCAGCGUGGCCGAGGGCAUUUACCGCGCGGCUCUGCAGCGCUACCCCUCCAGUCCCAAGCUGGUGCGGGGAUACGCCAAAUUCCUGGAGGCUGUCAAGAACAACCCUUGGAAGGCAUCGAAGUUUUACAACGAGGCGGACAAGCUGCAGGAGGCGCAGCAGCAGGACGAGGCGGCGCUGGCGGUGCUGGGCGACGAGGGCGAGGCGGGGCCGGGCGGCAGCGGGCGCGGCACCGCGCACCUCCUGCACCGCGUGGAUGAGCGCAUUAACACCGUCUUCCUCAUCAACAGCGCCGGCAUCAUCCAGAUGGCCAACAAGAACGCUUGCUCGCUGCUGGGCUACGGCAAGGGCGAGCUGGACGGCAAGAACGUCAACAGCAUCAUGCCGCCGCCCUUCAGCCAGCGCCACAACCGCUACAUCCGGCAGUACAUCCAGACCGGCCGGGAGCGGGUCAUCUCCUCCGUCAACACAGUGGUGGCGCUGCACAAGAACCGCUAUGUCAUCCCUGUGAAGCUGGCUGUGUCCAAGGUCUCUGGAGCGACCGAGGAUUCCAUUUUCAUGGGCGUUCUAGAGCCUAUCGCCGCCGAUCCGCUGGAGGCUCACGUGUACCUGCUGCUGAACGGCAUGGUCACAGCCAUGGACCAGGCGUUUGCGGAGUGGACUGGCUACGAGAUGUCGGACAUCAUGGGCAAGGACAUCGUGGCGCUGGUGACCGACCCAGAGCAGCUCAAGACUGUGCUGCCCAAGUUUGACCCCGUGGCCCUGGUCAAACAGCAGCGCGCCGCCAGCGACGGCAGCUCUGGCGGCGGACCCGACCACGCCAACCAGCAGCCCACCUCGCCCACAAGCAAGCUCGCGCGCGGCAUGACCUCGCUCGCGGCCGCCACCGCCGCCGCCGAGGCCCAAGCCGCCGCAGCCGCCGAGGCCGCUGCCACCGCGGGCCCCGAGUCCGUGCCCUCCCUGUCCUUCUUACACAAGUACAGCCGACCCGUGGAGUGCACCGCGACGCUGCAGCGACUGGGCAUCGGCACGGAAUACAUGGUGGAGGUCACGCUGCGCCGCACGGGCCCCGCACAGCUGCUGGCGCUCACGGGGCCUGGCGGCAAGAUCCGCUACAUUGCUAGCGAGCUGGCGCGGGAACUGGGGACCUCGCCGUCGGCCCUGUAUCGCCAGCCGCUCGGCGACAUCAUGCCGCAGCCCUGGGGAACGCUGCACAGCGCCUGGAUCAAGAGCGUCACCGCCAUGGGACACGCCGCUGCAACCUACGUCAGCGGUGCCAUCGGCGGCGCCGCGGCGGCGGCGGCGGUGGCAAACGGUCGCGGCGCCAUCGGCAACAGAGGCCACCACGGCGGUAGCUUUCCCGGAAAUGCCGGUGGCAAUAUGGGCUCCGCCGCGGCUGGUUCGGCGCUCGUGUUUAGUGACUUACGUAGUUUGGGGAGGGUGGCGGGCCUGGGCGGCUUUGGCGGUGGCGGCGGCGGCGGCGGCGGCUACAGCGGCGGCGGGGCGACGGAGGCGGGCACCUCCAUGCAUGUUGCGCCGGGCAGCUGCCGCAGCGGCAUCACCACGGUGCUGGGCUCCUCUCUGAGGCAGCAGGGCUACUACCGCCUGCGCAUCAGCAGCAACGACGAUACAGGCGAGAUGCAGCACAUUGUGGAGGCGACGCCCAGCAGUCGCGAGGAGGCGCUGAGCGAGCGGCGGCUGGUACUGACGGUGGAUGCGGACGGGCUGGUGACGGAGGCGGAGGACGCGCCCGCCUGGCUGUUCGGGUUCAGCCCGCAGCAGCUUGUGGGGCGCAGCCUGGCAGAUAUCGUGCAUGCGUUGCGACCGCAGCCGCGGCGGACAGAUGGCGACGACACAGCGGCAGCCGCGACCGUCGCCGGUACGGAGGGGCAGCCGGAGGCGGCAGCGCCGACAUUGCAGGGUGGCGGGGCCACGGGGGCUCCUUACGUGGGCAGCGCGGAGGAGGAGAUGUCCACCACUGAGCUGCUGUCGCUGCUCAUCUCCAAGGCCAUGAUGCAGGGCGGCCUGUCCUGGCGCGUGGGCGUUACAGCGCCGGUGGACGAGCAAGAGCUGCGGGCGCUGGGGCCCAUGCGCGAGGCCGUGUUGGCCAAACGGACAGCCGCUGCCAUCAUGGAGAUUGAGGUGUCGCUAGAUACAGACGCGCUGCAGGCGGAGGACCCGGCGGCGGAGCCGCCGGACGCCGCCGACGCCGCCGUCGCCGCCGCCUUCGGCAGCCAUGCCGACAGCAGCAGCAAGUCCGGCGGCGGUGUGCCGGGCGUUGCAACGCCGUCGCUGCAUGCCUCCCGCAACCCCACGAGUACAGGCAUGUCGUUGGGAACGCGGCCGGGCUCGUCGCUGUCGGUGGUACCGCCGACGCCGAGCAUGCGGCAGGGCGGAUCCAUUUAUAAUGGCAUGCCUGGAGGCGUGGGUGGCUGCGUCGCUGGCAUGUCGGCAAGCGGCGGGUCGGACAUAAUGGCUCGUCUGUCUGCUGCCGGCAUCCAGCCGACAAGGCGCCGGGCGUCGAUGUUGUCUCAGGUGGAUGGCUGGGGCCCCGGCGACACGGGCAGCGGUGCCGACGCGGCGGCGGCGGCGGCGGAGCAGGCAGCUGACGGGCGGCCCUCAGCAGGCGCCGGCGGCGCGCGGGGUGGCCCUUCGAGGCCCAGGGCGCCAGCCGGAGCGAAGGGCCGUGCGCGCCGCAGCAGCUGGAUUGCUGUGGAGGGGCCGGGAGGCGGCAUCAUGGUGGUCAGCGGUGGCGCCGUACAGGACGCCACCGCUGCCGUGGCCGGUAGCGGAGGCCGUCGCUCCAGCGCACUCAUUGCCAACGUCACCACGGCCGCCGCCGCCGCGGCGCAGCUGCGCCAGUCGCAGACGCAGGCGCCCGCCCUCGGCAGCCCCAUUGUGCCCAGCGGCGCAAUGGCUGCGUUUGAGCAGGCCCAGCAGGCGGCGCAGCCUCAGUCGCAGGUUCCAUCCCUGGCGCAGUACUUCUUGCAGGCGGCACAGCCCAUAGCAGAGGGCGUCGAGGAGGAGGCUGAAGGCCAGGACGGUGCCGACGGUGCCGCGCUGAUCUCGCCGGGAUCACCGCGCGCUCUGGCUGCAGCAGGCGCUGCUGCGCCUUUGGCUUGGCAGCCUGCGCCGCCACCGCCGCAACUGCCAAGGUCCGGCAGCAUGGGGUCUGCUAGCCACAGCCGGCCUGGAAGCGCCGCCGCCUCGGCCCGCGCUCGCACGCCCUCACCGGCGCCCUUCGCUGUGCCGGAGCCGCCCGAGCUGCUCAAGCUUUCGCCGCGUGCGCCCGCGGCCGUUGGCAGCGUAACUUCCGUGCAAGGGAGCCGGGAAGCAAGCAUGGGCGGCGUUUGGGCGGGUGUGGGGGCGGUCGAUGUCGUGGAGAUCGAUGAGCUGCACAAGGAAUUCACGGAGGGGCGUCCAGGCUCCGGUGUGGCGCCGGCUGCCGGUGCCGGUGCGGGUGCUACAGGUGCAGCCGCGCCUGGCGGCACCGGCCUGGACGACAUGAUUGACGAUGAGGAGAUCAUCGAGACGGUGCACGACCUGAUCAGCAGCAACGGAGGCUCCGGCAGCCGGCCGGGCUCGCCUUUCACGGUGUUGUAUCCGCGGCCCGGCAGCGGUGCGUUCACAGGGCGGCGCGCAGUCAGCAGCGCCAGCCGCGCCUCCGCCUCCGCCAGCCGGCCCGCUGGCGACAGCGCCGGCGUCAGCCGCAUAGCCAGCGCCCGCCCGCGCCUGCUGGGCGCCGGCCCUGCCGGUGCCGCCAGCGGCGCCGCUGGCGGCUCGCUUCGGCGGCAGGCGGCUGUGGCGGCGGCGAGGUCGGCGAGCCGCUCUGUGUCGCCUGCGCCGUCUGGCACCGGCAUGCAUGCGGCGGGCCUGGGCGUCACACCCGCCAUGCUGCAGGAUGCGCUACAGCCGGUGGUGGCAGGCAGGGCGGCAUCGCCCGCCGCGUUGGCGCCGGACGCGCAUGUGGACGGUGGGGUCGAGGCAGGGCUGCUGCUGCCGGCGGCGCCGCCUGCGGAGGAAACUGACGCGGGCUUGGUGGGAGCGGCAGCGCCACACAGCGCGGAGGCGGCGGCGGAGCAGGAAGCACAUGAAGGGCAGGCAAUGGCAGUGGCGCCGCCGCCGCCGCCAGCAGCACUGGAUGCUGUCAACGCAGCAGCGGAUGAGGACAUGGACUUAUUGGAAUUGGUUCCGGGCGAGCCGGUGGGAGACGGCGUUGGCGCGGGGGACGUGGGCAUGCCGCUCAUGGCCCCACAACCCCACGGGCCCGCUGGCGCACCCACAGCUUCCGCACCCCUUUCCGCCGUGACUGUGCCAACGGCCAGCGCACAGCCCCCACAGCAGCCGCAGCCUCCACUGCAACGGCAGGCUUCGGCUGGCCGCCCCGCUUUUGCACACGCCCCGAGCGCCCGCGCCACUGCCGCUGAUGGCGGUGGCUCUCUUAACCCCUCCCUGAGCCAGCGACCCAACAUGGAUCUGGAUGAUCCCGCUCGCUCGCUCAUUCUUGGCUCGCUUCUCUCAAUGCGUGGCCAGGGCACGCCUGGCAAUGGCCCCCUGGAGCUGUUGUCGUCAUCCUUCGGCGGGCCUGAGGGGGAGGAGGCGCUCGCCAAUGUGUUGCUGCCGCGCCUGAUGGACAGCGGUUCCAACCCCAACACCGAGACGGGCAUGCUCGGCCGCGCCGGCUCCAAGCGCGGCGUCGCCACUGGACUGUCAGCCUCCCGACGCGGCACCGCCACCAGCAUCCCCUCACGACACGGCUCCGCCACCGGCCUUGCGCUGGACGGCAGUGGUGCCAUCGCCGGAGUCGAGCAGCAGCAACAGCAUGAGCAGGACGGCGAGGAUGACAGCGAUCUGGGCUCCGCCGUCGGCGACGAAGCGCGCGUUGUGAUCAUCCGCGUCAGUCUGUGGCGCGCCGACUUUUUGUCGCCGGUGCUCGAGGUCGACAACAACAUGAACGUCCUGGGCCUGGUGGGAGAGGAGCUGUCGCCGCCGGGCCUGUUGCUGGGCGGCUCCACGCCUGCGCUGAUGGGGCAGCGGCUGCCGGACCUGCUGCACCUGCAGGAGCGGCACGCGUCGGGGCUUUUCCAGGACCCCGCGGCUGCGGGCCGGCGCGGCGGACUCAAGAGCGCUGCCAGGGAGGGCAGCCGAGUGGGCGCGCUGCGGGAGGUCACGGCCCGGCACUGGGACGGCGACCCGGUGUCUCUGUCGCUGCAGGCGGUGGUAAAGGAGGGCGGGCCGGGCCGCACACUGGUGGUGCUGAAGCCGCGCGUGCCGCACUUCGGCAGCCGCACAGCGCUGCUCCGGACCGUCUCUGACCUAACCGUGGCGCUCAAGCAGCAACAGGACGAGCUGCGCGAGAUGCUGCAGCAUCAGGAGGCGGAGCAAGAGGCGGCGGCCGCCACCGCGGCGGCGCGAGACAGCAACUCAAGCGACGUACGUGACGUGGCGCUACUGCGGCGCAGCAGCGACGGCAGCGGGGCGCAGCACGACCCCUUGCUCGCCGGCACCAGUCGGCACCGCCGCAGCAAGCGCGAUGAUGCCAACGCAGCGGGAGGAGGAGGUACCGGCGGCGCAGCCGCCGGCGUGCGCGCGGGCAGGGCGGGCAGCAAUCGUAGCAGCGGUAGCGGCAGUAGCAGCAGCGCAGCCAACGCCGGGCCCUUUGCCCCAGCAGGACAGCAGCCGGUCAAGCCUUCGUAUGGAAGCCUCACCAACCAGCAGCAGCCGCUGCCGCCGGCGCCCCGGCCCGUGUCAGUGUCUGCGCUCUCCAAGGCCCCGCUGUCCGCGCUCUCGCCUUCUGCUUCAGCUGCCGCGCUUGCCAACACUGGGGGCAGUAGCCACUUCACAUUCGAUGCGGUUGGGGGCGUGCCGCCGGCGGGUGCUGCAGCCCGUGUCUCCAUCACGGCUAUGUGGGAAGCUACGGCCUAUGCACCGCCCAGCAGCAAGAGCAGCGAUAGUGACAGUUUCAUGGACGAAGCCGCCGCGACGCCCAUCAUGUCGCCCAUGGUUGCUGUGUCGCCUUUGGCGCCUGGCAAGCGCUCGUACUUGGAGUCACCACCGCCGUUGGCCGCCGGCGGCAGGAGCGACGGCAGGUUUGGGGCCGGCGGCGGCGAGAUGCAGACGCACGAGGGUGGCGGCGGGGGCGGCGCUGACGGCGACGGCAUCGACGACAACGCAAGUGACGUCUCCGGCGUCAGCGGCAUGUCUGAGGUCAUUGACUCCGCCAGCCAUAUCGCGGACUACCGGCGCGGCAAGCGCUACAAGAAGUUGCUCAAAGUGUUGGAGUCGCCUGCGGUGCAGCGCGCCGCUCGUGACUUUACUUGGCAGGCGCUGCUAGCCAACGUGGCGCAGCUGCUCGCGAACGCGCUGGCGUUUGUGUUGAUGACGGUGUUGAUGGCGCAGCAGGCGGCCAACGUGCAGAACUUGCACUCCGCGUCGGCGCUGAACCGGCGGAUGCACGAGGCCUUCGUGGUCAUGCAGAAAUUGAACAACAUCUACGAGGGCUUGUUCCCUGUGGCGGGCUACUACACCAACACGUCCGUUGACAGCCUCAGCGACAACCUCAAGACUGUCAUCGGCGAAUUCGCAGCCCUCAACACCGACAUAUACAGCGGCGUGGGCAGCAAUGCCCGACCCGACCCGACAGCUCCCUAUGACCCAGACAACAUUCAGGACAUUUGGAACAAGCCGAUUCAUCUCGAGACUGUCUUCUACACGAACUAUGACGCCAACAACCUGACCACGCACAACAUAACCUUCCGCAACUCGACGCUUUGGGACCUGGCUAACGCCUACAUCGAGCGCGCCAGCGAGGUCCAGCACAUGCACCCAACGUGGGGCCCUGUGCACGGCACUCUGGGAGACUGGGACGCCUACAAAUGGGUGGUCACGAACGGCCUCCUGCCGUUGUACGAAGGCAUGAGCGACGCGCUUCUGCGCAUGACCCAGACCGCCAUCAGCCAGGCCGAGGGCGUCAACCGGCUGCAGCUGGUCCUGCUCAUCCUGCAGGGCGGCGUCAUCUGCGCGCUGCUGCUGGUGUACAUGUGGUGGCUGCAGCGCCGCGUGUCGCAGCAGCGGUACAACCUGUACUCGCUCUUCAUGCUUGUGCCGGUGGGCCUACUGCGCGCGCUCGCGUCCAAGUCCGUGACUGUCGCGGACAACAGCGACGGCGAGGCCAGCUCAGAUGACGAGGAGGAGAAGCAGCAGCAGGAGAACAUGCAGCAGCACGCGCAGCUGCAGCAGCAGGACCGAAUGAUGGGGGCUGGCGAGGAUGGAGGCGGCGGCGGCGGCAAGGGAGCAGCCUUCAACAACACAAUCAACCUGCUCAGCAUGCGCGGCCGCGAAGCAAGCGCCACCAGCGCAGGCGGGCUAUGGCACAGAUUCAAGGGGAUGCUGGGUGGGCCCAACAAGGUCGCACCCGCCGCGGCCGAGGACAAGAAGGCUGUCGGCAGGCGCGGCGGCGGCCGCAGGGACCGCGACAAGUCCAACAACACCCACCAGCCCAAGCGGCGUCACCUGGUGCCCUCCAACCACGAUUCCAUCUCGCUGCUGGCCCCGUUCGUGGUGUGGGGCGUGGUUAUCUGCAUCCUCUACACCGUGGGCUUCGUGGUGCUUCGUGACGUGCGUGGUCCCAUGUCACUCAUCAGCACACACAACAUCGCGGUGGUCCGCAUGCACCGAAUUGUCUACUACGCCAUGCACUUGGCCAGUCAGGACAACGACACAGCCAAGGACAUGCUGCAGCCGGUGCUGGCGGCGGAGCUGCAGGCGCUGGAGCGCGAGUGGGGCGUGGUGUUGUACGGCGCCAACGCAACGUUGCGUGCCGACCGGCGCUUCCGGUUGUCGUACAAGAACACGGCGUUCAACGACGCGCGGCUCAGCUUCUUGCAGUUCCGAUUGAAUAAGUGCCUGGAGCAGGAGCUGGCGAGCAGCCUGGGCUCGGAGACAAUAGGCAGCAUCUGUCUAACCCCGAACUCGUCCUUCUACGCGGCCACCACUCAUGGUGUGGGCUUCAUGAUGGACCGAUUCAUGGAGGAUGGCUGGUACCUGUCGCGCCUGCCGCCAGCCGACAUCAACAUAAACUCCACCCACCUGCAGUACAUGGUGGCGGAGGGACAGGGCAAUGUGGAGCUGGGCAUCGACACGGUGGCCGACUCGCUCCAGGCCGCGGUGCAGGGCGCCUUCAAGCGUGUGGAGCUGCUGCAGGUCUUCAGCCUGGUGGUCAGCUGGCUGCUGGCAGCGGUCUUCAUCUUCCUGCAGCUGCGGCCCUUCGUGGAGUCGAACCGGGUGGAGACACAGCGCAUUGCGCGAAUGUUGUCGGAGCUGCCACCAGACGUCGACAUUGAGGGCCUGGUGUCCAAGGUGCUACUUGCAACUGGCAACGCCGGGCGUGGCGGCGCCGCCGCGGCGGCCGUGGCUGCUGCGAACGCAGCUGCGGCUGCCGCGGCAGCCGGGGUUGACGCUGGUGCCAACGCGGCGGCGCGUGGAGCAUCGCAGUCGCCAUUGACACCGCCGGGUGGCGGCGCCGUCAGUGCGGCCAUGGUGUUGCGGUCAAUCUGGGGGCCCAGCUCUCCACCUGCUGCUGGUGCGGCUCCGGCGGCCGUUGCAGCUGGCGCGAACGACGGCAGCGUACGGCGGGGAAAGGCCGGCGGCAGCGCAAGGCCCUGAGCUGUUGGCGCGGCGCAACGGGCGUGGGGCGCUGCUGCGCGGUCCGGCAGCCAGCCGGCAUGUGUGUGUUACGUAGCGUAAUGGUUGGACACACUGCACGUGUGCAGAGGGGAUGGCGGGCAGCUUUGGGGGGUGUUGUUUUGUACUGUUGCAAUUCAUGGAACAGCAGGACCCAGCCACAUACGGCCGCGUGCGCAGCAUUCACGUUUUGAUACAUCUUGGGAAAGGGGUUGCUAAAGCCGGCAGCGAGGCCAACAGCGGAUGGCGGGGUCUGGUGGGGCUUGCGCGGAAGGCAGUAUGAGCGGGUGUGCAAGGAAGCGAGCGGUGAGUAAGAACGAGUUUACCGUACUGAUCUACUCAAACCAUCGACUGAUACUGUCAGUUUCUUUCUCGUGCUCUAGGAGAGUUUCACGGGCAGGGGAUUUGGAGCGGAAGCUGUGAUUAAUGCCACCGAUACGGAAUACGGCACCUGACUUCAAAGACUUGGGUGUGUAUCUUGGGGUGAAGCUGCAAACUGUCCGCGGGCUGCAGUACAUUAUCCUGUGAGUAUGAUGCGAUGAGCUGUGGAGAAUUUUGCCUGAUUGGAGCGGAUAUACUUAUAUACCGGUUGAGGAAGAGGUGGCGGUGCGUGCUCAAGAGUCACCACACAUUUUGCGUUCCAGGCUGGGAGGCAGGCGUUGCGUGACAGUGGGGCAAUUUGCAUAGUGUCACUGCGUCGCCCUGUGUCACGCCCAUCUGCCGGCUUAGAGCUAGCUCGUCACCUCUUCCUCAGCUGCGCUACUAGGGUAUGGGAAAAACUGGAUAGUAACUGCGCGGGGGCCGUGAGGAGGUUGUAUGGACUGACUUGGGGCACUCGGAGCUGGCUUCAUUCCUCGGCCGGAAUUGAAUUAGCACAAGAUCGCUGCAAGUGCAACAAGCGAUCGGUCAUUGUUAUCGUUGUCAUUGCAUUGAGGUUAUCAGUGAAUGCAUGUCAUGCUUGACUGUGAGCGGGAGCAAUCUCCAUGAGCCACGUGGGCGGCGGCCACCGGAGCACGGAGAGGAUUGGAUACGAGCGCCGGGGACGGAGGGAUCGAGUACGAGUGGUUUGCACAAGGGGCGAGUGCAUGGGUGAGUGCUUUAGACGUUGAUUGCCAUGCACAUCGCAGCCGGCUGGGGCCCGGGCAUAUGGAUCCACACAGUUCCCACCUGAUGAAAUGCCAUGAUAGGGUGUCCGAUUGCGUUGUUAGGCAGGGGUGCUGUCGUUUUUGGGCUGAGCCGAGCCGUAUUUGGGCUGAGCUGAGCCGUUUUUGCGGCUGGGACGAGCCCAUUUGUAAAGAGGAGGCCGU
Molecule: messenger RNA, 11969 nt
Organism: Chlamydomonas reinhardtii
Lineage: Eukaryota; Viridiplantae; Chlorophyta; Chlorophyceae; Chlamydomonadales; Chlamydomonadaceae
Exons: 45
Coding region: 355-10644 (3429 amino acids)
Source: RefSeq, a predicted model, not a curated record